CGGUUUGGCGUCCGGCCAGUGACAGAUGAUUACACGUAUCUGCAGUUCGAACGGUGAACAGUAUCAGUCGUGGUUUUUUUUAAGGCUGGUCAGUUCAGCGACACGUCUGUCAAUACAGGAACGGCAACAUGGCGUCUAAAAAAACUGGUUUGGCUUUUUCCGGUGGCGGCAUUCGGUCAGCGGCGUUAUGUUCUGGCGUCCUGCGCAGGCUGCUAAAAGAUGAAGCAAAAGUAGACUACCUGAGCUGCGUGUCAGGAGGUGGUUACACAGGCACAGCCUUUCUGGAUUGGAAAUUCAGAAAAGAGGAGGAAGCAGAGAACAGCGAAGAAUGGCAUAAAGAGUUCUUUGACAACAUGCGACAAAGAGCAGGUUAUUUUUGUAACUGGGAGAAGCCAUGUCAAGGAAUUCUUGAUACGAUUGCAAUGCUUUUCCUUGUACUUGCUGUCACCUUCAUUGAACCGAUUGUCAUAUAUGGAUCAUACGCAUUUCCACUUGCCUUGAUCAUCGAUUACCUCCUCGGAAAGUUACUUCGCGCUAAGGUUGAUUGUGAUCACGUUGCGGCAACUCCUUCUCCAAGUAACCCAAGCGCUACGACGCAACAAAUCCGGGAACACUGUCUUUCUCGUCAAGGAACCGUAGCUUUCACUAAGAUUACCCUGUUUUCAUUUCUGGUCGUCAUGUCUGUCAUCUUUUACAUUCUUUCGCAAAAGUUGUCUAAGAAGAAGUCUAAGUAUUUUAGACUUUUCUCAAUAAUUUCCUUUUUACUUCUUUCUCUUACUUUCCUCCCAUUUGCAAUCAACGAUUUUUUUAUUAAAAUCCCUCUAUGGAGUCGGACGUUUAUUGUGGUGAUUGGUGUGGUCUUAUGGUUUGUCCUUCCCUUGCUGAGGAAUAAAACAUCCUACGGCAUUAUAAUCUAUCUCUAUUCUUAUAUUAUCUACUGGAAAGUGUACGAAGCCGAGAUUGUCGGUGUUGUAUUUUCUUCAUCGCUCUUUAAUAAGCUACUCUUUGCCUCUGGGUUUAUCAUAUGGUUUGUACCUUACCUAGCACAAUCACGGAGGAGGCUCGUUCAUGUCUUCAACAGAUGGAGACUUCAGAAGGCAUUUUACUCAAAGGAAAGUUCAGGUAAGGGAUGCCUGGAAAUACUCCGCGAACUUUUCCAUCCUUUGGGGACGUGUCUGGAUAGAAAAAGGAGACAAUGGUCCCGCCCUAGAAAUCAUAGAAGUAGCUGUGAUGCUUUGGACUAUGGCAUUGAGCCAGCUCAGAAAGGAUCUUUGAACCUGGCAGAUCUCAGAGGGAUGGAGCCUGAAUAUAUAUCAAACAUGACUGUCCACAGCUGGAAGAAAGCUGCCGAUUAUGACACGGAUGAUGAUGUCUUGACAAUGUCACCUACCACAAUAGAGCGUUUAGAUCGAGGUUCAUCGACUGCCGAUCCAUUUCAGGAUAAGCUGAGCCCUCGAGAUAUAGAGUUGUCAGACGCCAUGGCGACUUCUGCAGCAGCGAUUUCCGGGUACGACGAUAACCUACAGGUAUUACGAAUUUCCACGAUUCUUGGGCUCGAAAUGGGAACCUCAGUGAUCAGCAACCUCGAUGCAAUUAAAAAAGAGCCAUGGUUCAUGAAGACCCAAACCAAAAUAGUCAGUGAUGCUUAUCUGCGCAAAAGGAAAUAUCUGAACGAACCCGUGUGCACUCGUGGUAAAUCGUUGAAUGUAACCAGCCUCAAGGCAAGAAAAAUGAACAGGGCAAAGUGGUUCAUCGUGCACGUCUCCUUUGUGAGGUUCGUGAGAGAAGGCCUUUCCAUUGACAACAUCGGACCCAUGCCUCCUCCCGUGAUGCUACUCAGCGAUGGAGGCCACGUGGAAAAUCUUGGUAUUUUGCCAUUGUUAAAGAAACAACUCAAGAAAAUUAUCGUGGUGGAUGGUGGUUCCUAUUCUAAUGAAAAUGAGUAUGGAGAAUGCCUACUGAAAGCACUAAUGCUCGCUCGUAGAGACCUGAACUGUUCCUUUCUUGGCCAGGGUGGUCGUGACGUCAUUUCAGACCUGUUGGAGAACUUCGUGAAACCUCAGCAACCAGAAGAAGGAAAGAGCAAAGAAGAGAAGAAACCUCAGCAACCAGAAGAAGGAAAGAGGAAAGAAGAGAAGAAACCGCGACAUUUCAAAUUUAAAGUCGAAUAUUACAAAAACAGCAACAAAGUUGGAGAAGGCGAAAUAUUAUUGAUACGGCCAAGAGAUCCACGAAAAGGUGAAAACAGCGAGGUCAAAACCUGGGAAGAGUUUGGUCUCCAUCUCGAGAAACGUGGCUGGGGGAAUAGCCCAUAUCUGAGUGAAGAGGACGUCGACAAGUUGACCUUNGGGAGUUAA
Molecule: messenger RNA, 2357 nt
Organism: Stylophora pistillata
Lineage: Eukaryota; Metazoa; Cnidaria; Anthozoa; Scleractinia; Pocilloporidae
Biological process (GO): glycerophospholipid catabolic process
Cellular component (GO): cytosol
Molecular function (GO): calcium-dependent phospholipid binding; calcium ion binding
Source: RefSeq, a predicted model, not a curated record